GGUAGACGCUUGGAUGUGUUUAUUGUUCCUUCCCUUCGAGAGAAAGGAGGCUAGCAAGGCGAAGCGCUAACGAAUACCGAGACGCUUACACUGGCCAUUUUCAUACGGUUUCUAGGAGCGGAGACACAGUAAAACGGCCAAGGCAGGUUGACACAGGACCCAGUGGCCAUGGCAUAUGCAUACCUCUUCAAAUACAUCAUUAUCGGAGACACGGGUGUGGGGAAAUCAUGCCUAUUAUUACAGUUCACCGACAAGCGGUUUCAGCCUGUUCACGACCUCACUAUCGGUGUGGAAUUUGGGGCACGAAUGAUUACUAUAGAUGGUAAACAGAUCAAGCUGCAGAUCUGGGACACGGCUGGCCAAGAGUCUUUCCGCUCCAUCACUCGAUCCUACUACAGAGGAGCAGCCGGCGCCUUGCUAGUGUACGACAUCACAAGAAGGGACACGUUCAACCACUUGACAACCUGGUUGGAAGACGCUCGCCAACAUUCCAACUCCAACAUGGUCAUCAUGCUCAUUGGGAACAAGAGUGACCUGGAGUCCAGGAGAGAGGUGAAAAAGGAGGAAGGGGAGGCCUUCGCCAGGGAGCACGGCCUCAUAUUCAUGGAGACCUCCGCCAAAACCGCCUCCAACGUAGAAGAGGCAUUCAUCAACACAGCAAAGGAGAUCUACGAGAAGAUUCAGGAGGGUGUCUUUGACAUCAACAAUGAGGCUAACGGCAUUAAAAUCGGGCCCCAGCACGCUGCCACCAACUCCACGCUCUCCGGUAGCCAAGGGGGCCAACAGGCUGGGGGAGGAUGCUGCUGAACACCCCCCACCCCCCAACCCCGGUCUCAUACCACCACCCAUUCCCCAACCCCCUCGUGCCCCACCCCUUGUGUUUCUACUGGACUGGUUGGGAUCACUAACAUUUUCUUAACCCCUCCCUCCCCCACAGCCUUGCCACAGGAGAGUCAUAAGUGUAUACUAGAUGGCUGUCAAGUAAAAAAAAAAAAACAACAAGCAAAACAUGUUAAAAGUACCCCAGUCCUGGGGCAAAAACGCUCCUGUAUAAGAGCAUCAGAGCCUGUCUGGCUUGUAAGAUUUGUAGGGUUUACUGUUGUUUCAAUGAAGGCAAAAUUGGCAGGAUGCUUUAGGAUUGGGACUUGUAUCUUUCUGCCAGUUGUGGAUGGUGUUCUUUUGUUUCUUUUUUAUUCCCAAUUAAGGAUAUCAUUUUUCUGUGCCCUUUUGACCUAAGGCUGAUUUGUAUUUAACACUACAAGGUUGGUCAUCAAUAGUAUUUUAAUCUGUUUCAUGUGGGUGAAAGACAGCUUUGGAAAAGUGGGGUGAACUCAAGUUUAAAAUAAAACAAAAUGAAAUGUAGAGCUGUGUCAACAGCAGUGGCCAAGUCUAAGGUGAAGAAGUUAAAAGAAGGAACGACGAUAAAAAGCAGGGCUGUUUUAAUUCUGUAUUUAUCAAGUCACAUUCUGUGUAUAUAUAGUUAUAGCUAGUAAUCCUUUUCUUGCUUUGGUGUAUGUUGACCAAGUUAGAAUUCUUUGAAUUUGCUGGGAAAAUCUAUACUGUACGGAUAGAGCUUGAAACUGCAACAGUAUUGCUAAAAAACUGCUUUGACACCAUUUUAAGAUAUUUUACUUCAUUUACUUUUAGUUUGUCCUGCCAUCUGCCUUCCCUAAUGAUCUUUCUGUACCCUAGAUCUGCUAUGACUGUGUAUAGAAACUGUGGCUCAAUACUUUGCAUCUGUCUAUUUUAAUGCCAACAUUUUGUUUACCUGUGUUCAAUAACCACAAACCCCAGAAAUUGAUCGCCUCUGCUGGGGAAAGAGAUCUCCACUGUUUGCCUUAACAUUAAGAUUGGGACAGCAGAAGGAAAAAAAAAUCAUAAUCCGGUUGCGACGGAAUCAUUCCAGUUAACUACAUGCAUAUUCUUAUACAUGCAUACAUGCCGUCAUGCAGCACACACAAAGCAUUAUUAUUAUUAUUAUUUUCAUUUAAACACACAUUACGUACAAUUACAUAAAUACUAUAAGUGCAUACCUGCACAUAGAUUUAAGGUACAUGCAUGUACACAAACACACCACAUGCUUCUGUCCAUUUACAUACAAGCCUGCAUAUAUGCAUGCAUAUGUAAAUGCAUACAUAUUUUCUCUUCAGGAUUUUGCGUUUUCCAUGCAGUCUGCUGCGGAGUGUCGUUGCAGAGCAGUGUUUUGCUGUAGGCGUGUGAAAGGCUGUGUAAAGCCUUGCUUUUUUUUGGCAGUGCGAUCUGUUAGUAGAUAUUAUGGUGAACAUCUUGUCUGUUGCCAGAGGGGUGCGGGAAAAGCCAAACCUGGAGAAUCUGUGACCCCCCUUGCUGUUAUUUGCUGUGUUGGUUCUUCUUAAAUAAAAAAAGUAAAUAAAUAUGCUAUCACAAACCAUAAUAAAACAUUCUCAACUCAUAUCAUUUGAUGGUCAUGUGGUAAAAAAAUUGCAAUGUUGAAACUUAGAUUUUGUAAUUUCCUUUUUAGAGUUGCUAUUUUGCCUCUGAUCUCCCUAUAUUAAUUUUGAGUGUCUGUGUUGGUAUAUGAAUGAAACAAUUAUAUAUGGAUCGAUACUGUAUUGUAUCUCUGAUUUAUCAAUAUAUAAAGUGAAACAUAAAGCGUG
Messenger RNA from Esox lucius (northern pike), 2636 nucleotides. It is a transcript of the gene rab2a, whose product is annotated as RAB2A, member RAS oncogene family. The record is from RefSeq and is a predicted model, not a curated record. Gene Ontology annotation, molecular function: GTP binding; GTPase activity. The transcript has 8 exons. Lineage: Eukaryota; Metazoa; Chordata; Actinopteri; Esociformes; Esocidae. Gene Ontology annotation, cellular component: Golgi apparatus. The coding region runs from base 169 to 807 and encodes 212 amino acids.